Molecule: messenger RNA, 1673 nt
Organism: Sorex fumeus (smoky shrew)
Lineage: Eukaryota; Metazoa; Chordata; Mammalia; Eulipotyphla; Soricidae
Gene: KDF1
Product: keratinocyte differentiation factor 1
Exons: 4
Coding region: 183-1379 (398 amino acids)
Biological process (GO): regulation of epidermal cell division; keratinocyte development
Cellular component (GO): cell junction
Source: RefSeq, a predicted model, not a curated record
GGCGGCUCACCUGGCGGGACAGGUAAGCCCCGCGAGGGCCCGAGAGGACGCGAUCCUGGGCGGCACCGGUGUGGAGAGACCCUCGAGGCAACGCGCCGGCGGCGGGGCGUCCCGCGACAGGUUCCUCGGGGACCACCCUCCCACUUCCGGGGUGUCUGGCUGCAGCAAACCAUGCAGUGAGCAUGCCCCGCCCAGGAGCCCCCCGCCCAUCCUCUGGGCCCCCACGCCUGGGCCCCUGGGGUCAUCCAUCAGAGCUAUGCCUGGAGACGUAUGAUGAGCCGUCCCGGCCCCCACCAAGCCGUCGAACCCGGAGGCCAGACCCCAAGGACCCUGGCCACCAUGGGCCAGAGAGCCUCACCUUCAUCUCAGGCUCCGCUGAGGCGGCGGCUGAGCCCCCCGCCUGCUGCCUGCUCUGGCGCCCCUGGGUGUGGGACUGGUGCCGAGCAGCCUUCUGCUUCCGUCGCUGCCGGGGAUGCCUCCAGCGCUGUGGAGCUUGUGUGCGGGAUGGCAGUCCCUGCUUGUCCCCUGGGGACUCCACUGAGGGGGCCACUGAAGCCAGCUGGGCCAAAGAGCACAAUGGGGUGCCCCCCAGCCCAGACCGGGCCCCACCAAGACAACGGGAUGGCCAGCGACUCAAGUCCACCAUGGGAAGCAGCUUCAGCUACCCUGACGUCAAGCUCAAAGGCAUCCCCGUCUACCCCUACCGCAGCGCCACCUCCCCGGCCCCAGAUGUGGACUCCUGCUGCAAGGAGCCCCUAGCCGAGCCCCCCACCCUGCGGCACAGCCUGCCCAGCACCCUGGCCAGCAGCCCCCGCGACUCAGUGGAGUACUACUCUUUCCAUGAGUCGGACCUGGACCUACCUGACAUCGGCAGCGGCUCCAUGUCGAGCCGAGAGAUCGACGUGCUCAUCUUCAAGAAGCUAACGGAGCUGUUCAGCGUGCACCAGAUUGAUGAGCUGGCCAAGUGCACAUCGGACACCGUGUUCCUGGAGAAGACCAGUAAAAUCUCGGACCUUAUCAGCAGCAUCACCCAGGACUACCACCUGGACGAGCAGGAUGCUGAGGGCCGCCUGGUCCGAGGCAUCAUUCGCAUCAGCACUCGGAAGAGCCGAGCCCGUCCACAGACGGCAGAAGGGCGUUCAAGCCGAGCUACUGCGCCAGCUGUCACCGCCCCCGAUAGUGGCCACGAAACCAUGGUGGGCUCAGGGCUGAGCCAGGACGAACUGACAGUGCAGAUCUCCCAGGAGACAACAGCAGAUGCCAUCGCCCGGAAGCUGAGGCCUUAUGGAACUUCAGGAUACCCAGCCAGCCACGACUCGUCCUUCCAGGGCACCGACACAGACUCAUCCGGGGCACCCCUGCUCCAGGUGUACUGCUGACCUCUGCUGCUCCCAGCUGCCACAGUCAUGAAAGAAGCAGCCUACAGAAUGAAGAGGGGACCAAGCCCUGGGCCCUGGGCUCUGGGAGACAGGGCCAUGAACCCAGACGCAGUGCUCACUCUGGCUCCUUCUGCCUGGCUGACUGGUUCCCAGAUCACGUGCAUUUCACUGGGCCACAGUGCCCACCAUCCCACCCUGACCCCCAAAUGGCCUGACCCAUGCCUGGACCUUCCCUUUCUGCCCAGUCUUUGGCCAGUCUGGGGCUUGGAAAGCAGACAGUUACUCUCCGGAUUG